UCUCCCAAGAUAUCGACAUGCUAAGUUCCUCUAUUUAUCCGCUUGCUAAUCCCAAGGGUGUCAAAAUGGAAUGUGAGAUAUGCCAAAAAACCGCUCACGUUAUGUGCACCCAGUGCAGGGUUACUUACUACUGUGAUGUAACACACCAAGCAGCGGAUUGGAAUGGAAUCCAUGAGAAGAUUUGUCAGCUUCUGAUUCCAGUACGGAUGCCACUGCCAUUCUUCAGCUCUAAAAAGGAGCGAGAUCACAGUAAGGAGCAGCUGGUGCAGAGACAGAAAUAUCUCAUUGAUCUGACACGAACUGUGGCUCAAAAGCUUCUGUUUGAGGGUAAACAUGAAAAGGCUAUUCCUGGAGCCUUGCAGUCCAUGCGCUUUGCAUCUGCUGUUUACGGCAGCCUCUCCGCUGAGUUAGUGCCAUCGCAAUUACUCCUGGCUGAAGCUAGUAUCGGCCUUGGCCGAUUGUAUGAAGCAGAAGAAUAUCUAUCUCAAGCUCAGUGGACAAUGAUGAAGACCACGGAGUGUAUUAAUGCCAUUCAAUACAAGUUAUACCGAAAUCUGGGUCUGCUGUACACUGCCAAAUGUGAAUAUGACAAAGCACUCUGGUACUUUGCUGAUGAUAUUUACCAUGCUACUCGGGUAUUUGGUGUGUCCGAUAUUCACGUAGCUGGUGGGUAUUACCAUAUGGCCAAUGUGUUUUACAAACAAGAAAAGAUGGACAUAGCAGACUCACUGUACUCAGAGGUGACCAAUAUCUGGAAAAAUUUCUUGGCUGAACUGGUUGAGACAGAAAUACAAAAAUCUCUGUGGAAAGCUGGCCUCAGUUCACCAGAAUCUGGCACCAGCCUUGUUGAUAUGGAAGAUGUUUUUGAUGCAUCUCAGAAAGCAGAAGCAGUCAAGAUCCUACAUGUGAUUUUUGACAUGAGGAACCAAGAGCUCCUCGUGAAAAACGGCAAGAUUGGAAAUAUUGCUCACACCCUGGCAAGGCUUUAUUAUCUGUUCCAAGACUUUAGCAAGGCAAUUGAAUAUGGGGAACUGGCUUUGGAAGACAACAAGAUGUUUGUACACAAAAAAGAGAUUGCAACAAUCCAACAUCUUCUCACAAUGGCUAAAAAAGCACUGUCAUAUCCUGGUGGAAAGGGACCGUCUCCUUAUGAUUGGGCUAACUCGUGCUAAAAAAUUGCUAUAUUAUUAUGUCAGGUUAUUAAUUUUGAAUGCCAAAAUGGAGAUGUGGUUACAUUUUCAAACACCCACAUGGAAGGGGACUGAGACUUUCCAAUAUUUUGGCAAUAUAUUAAUAAAAACAGAAAACUAUCUUUGUGUUUCUUGAACAAAAUAUUACAGCAAAUGAGAUUGUGAGCAUUACCUGCGGCAGUUAAAAGCCAGUAUCAUACAAAAUAAAUGAGUCAACCCCACAGCCAUGUAUUUAUAAAACACCAAAUGUUUCACAAUGCUAUCACAACUACUGUACAAGUCAGUGUUUUGUGUUAAUACAUCAACUGUGUUAUGCAUAGCAUAAAAGUCCUCGUGAAUGGGAGUGGUGGGGUAGGAAUACAGAGUUAGGAAUACAGAAAAUGACUAACCAUCUUGGUUGACACCAAAAUAAUUCCCCGGUUUUGGAAAUCUGAAAUCCAACCCAAAAUUGAUCAAAAACUGCAAAUAGCAGAUGAACUAGUGGAGAGCAACCUAACACAGCAGGGGUUUUCCACCAUUGUAAAGUGGCAGUGCAGAUUUAUCAAAAAGGUAGCACCAACACUUAAUAAUGACAAGCAUACCAGAAUAAAAGUUACUAAGCACUGUUAGAAACAGAACAGAAUCUACAUUUAUUUCUAUUGUUAUCUGUUAUAUUUGGUAUUUCAAUAAAGGCAACUGUGUAACAGUAAAGACAGAGGUGAGUAUAACCUCUACACUACAUACCAAUAUCUUGUACACUUAGAAGGAUAAUGUACUUGACCAGUGUUGUGGAUGUGCACUGAGCUAUGUUCCUCCCAGUCCCACCAUGUCAACUUGUUUCUUUUGGUCAAGGGAGGCACAAGGCAGAUUUAGAAAAGACAAAAUAUUGAGAGGUCUAGGCAGGGCAAAUACGAAGAGCAUACAUUUAAGAUCAUUAAGAUUAUGGAGUGGGAUGGGGUGUUACACUAAAAAAAGAACUAGAGCUCUGGGGAUUUGGAACUUAUCCCCAGAGGAUUAAUAUCCUCUGUAAUAUCCUCAGAGGAUUUGGAACUUAAAGAACUGUGGAAGCUGAGAUCUUGUUGUUUAAAACAAUGUCUACAUGAACAAACUAAAAACAGGCUACAGAUUAAGACCUUGAAUCAGGAGGAUAAAAUAGCCAAACGUGCCCAAUAUCCUUCAGUCUACUAAAUAAUUCCAAGACUGGCUCUACCCCUAGAGUCAUCAUGCCCAUGUCUCCAGCCACUCACUUUAACAAUGUUUCUCAAUGAACACAGCAUCUUUUUUUUUCCCAGCAUUAAUUCAUAGGAUGAAGCAAGCAACAGCCCUAUUAAUUCCUCAUCCUUUUUUCCAGUCCUGGUGAAGGUUUCAGCCCAAAAUGUCAGCUGUUUACGCUUUUCCAUGGACACUCCCUGGUCUGCCAAGUUCCUCCAUCAUUUUGUGUGUGUUGCUUGGAUUUCCAAUGUUUGCAGAUUUUCUUGUCUUUGGUGCUAUUUUUAAAAAUGCCAAAAAUAAAGGCCAUCUCUAUGAUUAAAGGAAUUAAAUUUUAUGGGAAUCUGGAACUUGAUGUCUUCGAGGCUGGGAGAGCCAGAAUCUCAGUUUAUAAAGUACCAGGAUGGGCACUUGAUGGGCCACGAUGUACAAAUCUAAGAGCUGGGCACUUCUGUUAGUCCACAUGGUUUUUCUGGUCAAAAAUGACCAAAAUCCCACCCAUGAUAUCCAAUAAAUCAUUGUCAAAAUUUACAAGUAGAAAGCAAAGAACACUGGUUCUGAAGGCAGUUGUGGCGUACAAAACCAAUGAAAAUCCAAAACCAACUUCUAAGUGCAAUGAGUGGUUAAAUGUUGAAAUUUUACAAAUUCUUAGCAAUAUGUUUUCAAAAAGGUUGUUUCACUGUAGUAUAAUACAUCAGUGCACAAUGUAACCGUUUAUGGCUCAAUUGUUGGAAAAUACACAGCUUAAUAAAUGUUAGUUUCUGUGAAUCAUUUUAUUACAUUCUAGAAAAUUUGAAACAAAUUUUAAAUCAUGAUCAAUGUAACUAAUACUACAGCUGUGACUUUUCAACUAGUUAUUUAAAUAUCACUUGAGGGAGUUUUAAAAACUGCUAGAUCCAUAAAACAUUCUGUAAGCUCCAAAGUGAUAACUGCAAAAUGGUCUAGGUUGAUAGAUGACUAACAUUCUUUGGGGGAAGAAAAGCGCACAAACUUGGAUCUAUAGUGUGGUGUUGCUUAACAAAUAUAAUAUUACAGUUUUUAUUAUUAAUGUUUAACUCAAAGAAUAUGGAUUUAUUUUUUUUAAUAUUCACUACCUUGUGGACCUUGCACAACUAUUUAGUUCCAUAGAGGCCAAAAGAAAUGCAUGGUGUAAUAGUGGUUCAGAAUGUAAUCAUGCUACUGCCAAAACCACAAGGGGUGAAAUGGGGGAGGAAGGGGUAAGCAACAUAUUUAAGGCCCUUUUAGUAUUCUGCUGAAAUUAUAUACCCUGCACAUUUUUUCCAUUUUAAGAGUAGCAUCUAAAUAGAGGUAUCCUGUUAUUCUAUCAUGUAUUGUUUGAAGUGCUUGCUUUUAAUCUGAAUCUUAAAAGACAAGAAUAUUCUAAGAAUGUGAAAGUAAAUGUUAUCAUGUUUUCUGUCAUUUGUGUAGUUCACAUCACAACCAUUUAUCCAUCUACAAACGUAGUAAAACUCCAGUUGGUUUAUUGUUAAAAAUUCACAUACACAUAGGAAGGAAAGUACAAUACUGAUUUCAAGAAUUCAGUUUACUUCCAUUCAAAUGUUCAUGAACCCACUACCAAGUAUUCUCAAUUUCAUUAGUCCUUCAAAUUUUCAAAUAAUGCAAGUCAACCACUUACCAUUUAACCACACUCUUCACAUCUUUACAAAUCACAAAAAAACAUACAUAUGCGCUCUCUCUCUCUUUCACACACACACACACACGGAAUGCAAAAAUAAAUUAGUAACCCACUGUUGUAAUAGAUGACUGCCAAAAAAGACCAAAAUAGAGAAGAGUUUGUUUCUUCAUGGCAAAAGCAAAAGGAUAGUUUGCAUUUAUGGCAAAGGAUAUCACUCAUAUCAUCAGAAUCAAAAUCAUAAAAUGAGUUAAUAUGUUUUAUUAUACCUUUGGGCUGCAGUUACUCAGAUGUCAACAAAAAAGCUGUACAACAAAGCGGCGCAAGUAGCACAUAAAGUAGCACCAGGUCUACAAGUGGAACAUUUUCUAUUUUAGUUUCAUAUUCAAAUGACAAAUCACAAGUAGAACAAUAUUUAUUAAAAAGUAAAAAUGUUUUUUAAAAAGUUUAAAUUUAUAAAAUAUCAUUUUCUGUGAAAAAAGAUGAAAAAUUUACGCAUUUAUAAAUUUUCAAAUUCUAGCUGCCAGUUGGACAAGAUAAAAAAAAAGCUACAAAUUUAGGUUUAUAAAAAUUCACAACUUAUAUACAAGGUCCUUUUGGUGCAAAUCAUUAUUACACCAUUCAGAACUGCAGCCCAAGGGUCUAAUAGAUUAUCUGAACAGAAUGCAUACUCUAAUUUUAUUUUGCACUAUUUGAAUGCCACAGUCACUUUUACAACUCCUGGCUGUUUGAUCCUGAAGACAAGGUAAUUGCACAUUCCACUACUGGCAGAUCC
This is a messenger RNA of Hypanus sabinus (Atlantic stingray), 4786 nucleotides long. RefSeq names its product zinc finger, MYND-type containing 12 (gene zmynd12). Gene Ontology annotation, molecular function: protein binding. NCBI's taxonomy places the organism in Eukaryota, Metazoa, Chordata, Chondrichthyes, Myliobatiformes, Dasyatidae. Bases 18 to 1172 code for a protein of 384 amino acids. The transcript is spliced from 8 exons. The record is from RefSeq and is a predicted model, not a curated record.